CAAAGCUCUCACAGAAGAGAGAGAAAGAGAGAGACACUGAGAGUAUAAAUAUCCAUCGAACUCCAUCUUCAUCUCUUCUGCAUUUUGGCGUUAGGGCUCGGAACUCAGCUCGUGAUUCGCUCGAAGGAGGAGGAGUGGGGGAAGAAGCAGAGCAGUGAUCAGUGAUCAGUGAUCUUCGUCUACAUGGAGUGUCUCGGAGCUCCGAACUUUGCGGCAAUGGCGGUCUCUACCAGUGCCCCGUGGAGGUCGAGAAGGAGGAGAAUGAGGCCUGAGAACGCUUGUUUUAAUCAUCGGGACAGUUGUUAUCUGCCGUCCGUGCGAGUGAGGGCUAGUGCUGGGAGCGAGAGUUGUGUGGUUGUUAAGGAAGGUUUUGCGGAUAAGGAGGACUACAUCAAGGCCGGUGGAUCGGAGCUUCUUUUUGUGCAAAUGCAGCAGAACAAGGCCAUGGAUGAACAGUCAAAGCUAGCCGACAAGUUACCGCAGAUAUCAAUUGAAGAUGGUACACUGGAUUUAGUGGUGAUUGGUUGUGGCCCAGCUGGUCUCGCUUUGGCUGCGGAAUCAGCAAAGUUAGGAUUGAGUGUUGGGCUUAUUGGUCCAGAUCUUCCUUUCACAAAUAAUUAUGGCGUAUGGGAGGAUGAAUUUAAAGAUCUUGGCCUUGGGAGGUGCAUUGAGCGUGUUUGGCGGGAUACCAUUGUAUAUCUUGAUGAUGGUGAUCCAAUUUUGAUUGGUCGUGCUUAUGGACGAGUCAAUCGACAUUUGCUCCAUGAGGAACUGUUGAAAAGGUGUGUCGAGUCAGGUGUUUCAUAUCUUAGCUCAAAAGUAGAAAGGAUUACAGAAGCUUCCAAUGGUCAUAGUCUUGUAGUUUGUGAACGUGAUAUUGUUAUCCCCUGCAGGCUUGCUACUGUUGCAUCUGGGGCUGCUUCAGGGAAACUCUUACAGUAUGAGGUGGGUGGUCCCAGGGUUUCUGUCCAAACAGCUUAUGGGGUGGAGGUUGAGGUGGAAAACAAUCCAUAUGAUCCAAGUCUGAUGGUUUUCAUGGACUACAGAGACCACAUUAAACAAAAAGUUCAAUGUUUAGAAGUGCAAUAUCCAACAUUUCUCUAUGUCAUGCCCAUGUCACCAACAAGAGUCUUCUUUGAGGAAACUUGUUUGGCUUCAAAAGAUGCUAUGCCUUUUGAUCUACUAAAGAAAAAGCUCAUGUCAAGGCUAGAGACAAUGGGAAUACGAAUUAUAAGAACUUAUGAAGAGGAAUGGUCUUAUAUCCCUGUUGGUGGAUCCUUACCAAAUACAGAGCAAAAAAACCUUGCAUUUGGUGCUGCUGCUAGCAUGGUACAUCCAGCCACAGGCUACUCAGUUGUAAGAUCAUUGUCAGAGGCUCCAAAAUAUGCUUCUGUAAUUGCAAAUAUUUUGAAGCGGAGUCAUUCUAAGGACAUUUUUACUCGUGGAAGAAGUACUGGAAAUAUCUCAAUGAAAGCUUGGAAUACCCUUUGGCCACAAGAAAGGAAACGACAGAGAUCAUUCUUUCUCUUUGGUUUAGCACUCAUUCUCGAGCUGGAUAUUGAGGGCAUUAGGGCAUUCUUUCAUACUUUCUUCCGCCUACCCAAUUGGAUGUGGCAGGGAUUUCUUGGCUCCACUCUCUCCUCAGCUGAUCUCAUCUUAUUUGCCUUCUAUAUGUUUAUAUUAGCACCAAACCAAAUGAGAAUGUGCCUUAUCAAACAUCUACUAUCUGACCCUACUGGAGCAACCAUGCUAAGAACAUAUCUUACUGUAUAGUCUGUACCUUGGAAUUUUAUAUCAUUGCAGUAGUCUGUACCUUGGAAUUUUAUAUCAUUGCAGUAGACUAGAUGAGGAGCCUGGCCACCCACCUGCAUCUGUACAUAUAUAUAUAUAUAUACACACAUCUGUAUUCAUAUCUUUCUCCUCCAAAUUUAAACGAGGUGUUACUCAAAGUCCAAAACCGUAAGCAUAUUCCACAAAUCGGCCCAGUAUGUAAUAAACUGCCUUGCCUAA
Molecule: messenger RNA, 2010 nt
Organism: Vitis riparia (riverbank grape)
Lineage: Eukaryota; Viridiplantae; Streptophyta; Magnoliopsida; Vitales; Vitaceae
Product: lycopene epsilon cyclase, chloroplastic
Exons: 11
Coding region: 184-1773 (529 amino acids)
Biological process (GO): carotenoid biosynthetic process
Molecular function (GO): oxidoreductase activity, acting on paired donors, with incorporation or reduction of molecular oxygen
Source: RefSeq, a predicted model, not a curated record